Molecule: messenger RNA, 1497 nt
Organism: Acanthosepion pharaonis
Lineage: Eukaryota; Metazoa; Mollusca; Cephalopoda; Sepiida; Sepiidae
Source: the annotation of a GenBank genome assembly
AUGAUGUCAAUUACAUUCUAUUCCUGCUUUACUGCUACAUUGUUUUUUUUUCACUUUCUUUUUUCGCUAUUUUUCUCUUUUCUUUUUAAUCCCUUUUUGUCAUCAAUUUUAUUUUCGUCUUUUUUUCCUUUUAUGAGAUUUCUUUUUCUUUUAUUCUUUAUUCUUUCUCAUUCUUUCUUUUUUUCCUUUCGUCCCCCCCUCUACAUAUUUCCUUUUCUUUCCUUAUUCUUUCCCUCCCUUUUUGCUUUUUUCUGCUUUCCUUACAUUUUCUUUUCUUCUUCUUUUCUUUCGUUUUCAUUUUUACUCUUUCCCCUAUGCCAGAUGUGCUUUCCUUUUAAUAGUUUUUCAUUUCUUCCUUCUUUUCUAUCUUUGAGACUCGCUUGUUUUUUUUUCUUUUAUUCCUUCAUUUUUCCUCUUUUUCAUUUUUUUCUAUUCUUCGUAAUGUCAUUUGAUUCUUCUUCUUUAUUUCUUUCAGAUUUUCUUCUUUUUGUUCUUUCUUUUCUGUUCAUUUUCAUUCUUGCUAUCCUUUCUUUUUAUAUGUCUACUUUUCUUUCAGCUAGCUAUUUUUUCUCUUAUCACUUAAUUCUUUUCUUUUUCUUUUAUUCUUCUCUUUUCUUUCUUUUUUUUCCUUUCGUUCCCGUUCUUCAUGUUUCCUUUAUUUCUAUCAUUUUUUUUUCGUCCUUUCAUUUCUUCAUUCUUUCCCUUCCAUCAUAUUUCCUUUUCUUCUAUUAUUCUUUUCUUUCCUUUCUGUUAUUACUUUUUCUCUUCCUUCAAAUUGACUUAUUUUUUUAUGGGGUCUUUUUUUUUUCUUUCCUGCCUUUUCUUUCAUCGAUUCGUCUUUCUUUUCUUUUGUACCUUAUUUGCUUUCCUUUCCUUACUAAUUUAUAUUCCUUUCUUCUUUCUUUUUUUCUUUUGUCUUUCCUUUCCAGAUUUUCUUCUUUUCCUAUCGUUUUCAUCUUUCUUUCGCCAUUCUUUCGAUAUUCUUCCUUAUUUUGUCUUUUCCUUCUUUCCUUUCUCUUUUAUUUCCUCUUUCCUUUAAUUCAAUUUUUCUUCUUUUUCUUUCUUUUCAUUUUUCUUCGUUCGUUUCAUUCCAUUUUCUAUUCUUCUUCCUCUUUACUUAUCUUAUUUUCUUUCUUCUUUUCCUUUUCUUCUUUUAAUCUUGAUUUUCUUUUUUCUUUCUUUUUCCUUCAUUUUCUCUUUUCUUUAUUCCUUUUCUUGAUUAUUUUUUUAUAUUUUCUUUUUCAUACUAUUCUUCAUUAUCUUCUUUUUUCUUUUAUUUUCAUUCAGCAUACCUCUCAGUCAUUCCUUACAAUUUUCUUCCUUGUCUGUUUCAUGCUUUCCUUCCUUCCUUCUCCUCUCUUUCCUAUUAUUCAUUUUCUCACCGUUAUUUUACACCGUGUUUUUCUUUCUUUUUCAUUGACUCCUUCCCCUUUCUUCUUUCUUUUUUUCCUUUCUUCCAUUAGUUUUGUUUUCUUAUUUUUUCUUUCGGAAAUAUAA